Mesorhabditis belari is the source of this 1290-nucleotide messenger RNA. The record is from the annotation of a GenBank genome assembly. NCBI's taxonomy places the organism in Eukaryota, Metazoa, Nematoda, Chromadorea, Rhabditida, Rhabditidae.
AUGAUCGCCUGUCCAAAUGACGCGAGACUCUUCGAUUUCAACGACAACACCACUCAAGAGAUCAUCGCCAAUUUGAAAGUCUUUCAGAGAUUCUACGCUCCAAUCCACGGUUAUGUGUGCGUGGCGCUAUGCGUCUUCGGCAUUCUCACCAAUCUCGUCCAUGUCGCCGUGCUGAGCAGGCCCUCAAUGCGAUCAUCGGCUGUGAAUUGUCUCCUCACCGCCGUUGCUGUCUGCGAUCUCGGCACAAUGGGCACAUAUCUCAUCUAUAUUGUGCACUUCGUUGUAUUCCGCCAUGAUAAAUGCAACCCAACUUUCACUCAUGGUUGGAUGCAAUUCUUGCUAUGGCAUGUCGUCCUCUCAAUCACUCUCCAUUCGACUUCACUUUGGUUGGCAGUAGCGAUGGCUUUCGUGCGCAGGAUGACGCUCAGAGUGGCACGGUUGAAUAGCAAAUGGCAACGCCCAGGCAUCGCUUGGAAAGUCUCUCUCGUCGUUUACGCGUCUGUUUUCCUGCUUUGCGCCCCAAAUAUGCUUGUGCACGAUAUUGCAGAAUACACACAUGCCGUUUGGCGACCAUCGCAAAAUUGCAAUUAUCCAGUGAAUUACACUGAGAAAAUCUACACAUUUUCGAUCUCUCGCGUUGCCACAGCGAACAAUUGCCGAAUUUUCAAGGCAAAUAUUUGGAUGAUUGGAAUCGUUUUCAAGGUUAUCCCGUGCAUUCUUCUCUUGUUUCUUUCAAUUGGAUUGAUGAUGAAGCUGAGAGAUGCUGAGCGAAAUCGACGAAAGUUAACGAGUUGCAGCAGCAAUUCUUCAUAUGCAACGAGUAAACAAUCCACGAAAACCGAUCGAACAACGCUGAUGUUGGUGGUGAUCCUAAUCGUCUUUCUGAUCACUGAACUCCCGCAAGGAAUCAUCUCAAUCCUUUGUGCCAUUUAUACAGCCGAUGUCCACAAUUAUCUCUACUACUAUUUGGGUGAUGUACUCGAUUUGUUAUCCCUUCUCAACUCUUCCGUCAACUUUGUUCUUUACUGUAUCAUGUCGUCAAGAUAUCGUAAGACUUUCUGGACGGUUGUCCUCCCUUCUUCCAUUUACAAACGAAUGUGGCAAAAUCGGAACGCGUCACAGACGUUCAAUAUGGUUUCGCGAAAAGCCAGCCGAAAAAGUGUUCUCAGUCCGGAAAGACAAAACCGUGACUACACUCUUUUACCGACCACAGAGUUGCAAUGUCCAUCGACGCCUGGCUCACUCCGAUCGAAUACUGAUUCGUCUAGUUCUCCAAAAAUCGAGCACUUA